CUUUCUCUCUCCUCUGACGCCUCCUCCCACACCCAGUACAAGAAACAAACUUUUCAAUGAUCAAAAUUCCCAGAGACGCAAAUUCUUGUACUGGUAUUGCAAUUCUAUAGAAUUUCAUUAAAACCAGAAAAAGAAAAAGACAAAACCAAAAACAAGAAAAAAAAAAUCAAAUUUUCAACGUGGAUUCAACCCUUGUUAUACCUUUGCAUGAAUUGGGUUCAUACGACAGACACUGUACGUAACGUUCAUUUGAUUGGUUCUUCCACAACGUGCGUUAUUCGUAUAUUCAUCUUAUCAAAUACCAACCCAUUGUCCAGCUUCGUCAUAUUUUGUAUAUUGUCUCUCGUUCCAACCUGAUUCCCGAGAUAUCAUACAGUUGAAUUUCCAAACUCCCACCUUCGUGGGUUUGUGGAAAAGUUGAGCGUUCACGAAGUUUGGAACGAGCGAUAUAUUGUUGUAUUUAUUCUUUUGGUAGGCACGGAAGCUUUUGGCAAGGUGUUGGCUUUGUUCGUUUGAAAACUUGGGAGGACUCAUGUUCCAUGAGAGAUGAGACGGGAAUUUUGCGUUCGGGUUGAUGAAGUUGAAAAAUAUAAUGGAAUUGACAAGACCCAAUUAUGCUGUUGUUUACGUCAUUCUCCUUUGUGCGUUGGCCCAAGGGGGUUCAGAGGGGAAAGGGGGAAAGGAAGAUGAGUCUUCUAGAGUUGGUGGAGGGGCAUCAAUUAUUUAUGUUCAUAGAUUGAAGGUAGCAAAUGACGGUAAACCCUGCAGGAAACAAUUGAUAGACAGGAACCUUGACUUGCAUCCUCUGGAAGGGAGUGGUGACAUAAAGAGUAUAAAAAGUAACAUAAACAGAGAAACUAAUUUUCUGCCACUUCAUAUAAAAAGAAAAACUUUAGACGGCAAAAGAACUAGUUCUAGUCCUGUUUCAGAAAAGGGUAGCUCUAGAUAUUUGUCAACAGAGCAUUCUGGAUCAACCUUGGGUGUGGAAAGAGGCCAUGGAAGAAACUUGCUUGCUGAUUCACCAAAGAAACAAACGGCACCAAGUCCUUCUCCUACACCAGCCAGUUCUCCAUUAUCACCAAGUAAUGGUCCAACACCAGCCAGAUCUCCAUUAUCACCAAGUCAUGCACCAACACCAGCCACUUCUCCACCAUCAACACCACCUCCAACUCCCAAAAAAAAGGAUUUACCACUCCCAAAAGAUAUGUUUGCACCAUUUCCACCUCUACCCCCUAUAGCUCGUUCUCCUCCCAAAAAUUCUAAACCUACAGUCCAGACUCCUGCUCCUCCAACAUCUAGCGCUGAUGACAAAAAGAAGAAAACAAUUAUUUUAGCUACCACUUUAUCAGGUGUUGUAAUCUUGAUAGGCUUGUUCCUAUGCUAUCGUGAGACCAAAAAGAAGAGAAGUGAUAGGGAUGACAGGCCUUUGCUCGUAUUAACCUCGGAUGAUUAUACUGGCGGUACAAGGAAGGUUGUUCAAUUAGGAAAUUCUAGAAGGGAUGAAUAUGGCAUUGGCGAUGGAAAGAACCCUUCUAAUGUUAGAAACUUGUCCAGUAGGAAGGGUGUAGAUGUCAACGUCUCAAUGGUUGACAUAGCAUCAUCAUCAUCAGAAGGCGGAAGAAAACUAACAGUAUCCCCUAGUGUAAAGUCUGACCCUCCUCCUCCUCCUCCUCCUCCUCCCCCACCUCCUCCUUCUUCUUCUUCUCUUCCUCCUCCUCCCCCUCCUCCUCCUCCAUCUUCUUCCUCUUCUUCUACUCCUCCUCCUGGCCGUACUGCUGGACCACCACCACCACCUCCUCCCGCUAAUCGUACACCGCCGCCUCCAAAAGGUGCUCAUGCUCCGCCAGCUCCUCCCAAACCAGUUGGAGGUGCGAAUCAUGGACCACUACUUCCUAAAGAAGGAAGUUCAAAUGACGGCGAUGCUCAAGCUCCAAAACCAAAACUAAAGCCAUUUUUUUGGGAUAAGGUUAAUGCAAAGCCUGGCCAAACAAUGGUGUGGCAUGAGAUCAGUUCGGGAUCAUUCGUGAUCAAUGAGGAAAUGAUGGAGUCUUUAUUUGGCUGCGCCAACCAGAACAAGAAUGAUCGCAAAAGAGAUUCAUCCUUAGAAAAUUCAGUGCAAUAUAUUAAGCUUAUUGAUCCUAGGAAAGCACAGAACUUGUCAAUUCUUUUGCGAGCUCUGAACGUCACAACAGAAGAAGUUGUCGAUGCUCUUGUAGAAGGCAAUGAGAUUCCCAUUGAGCUGAUACAGACUUUGCUGAAGAUGGCACCUACACAAGAUGAGGAACUGAAGCUAAGGCUAUUCACAGGACAACUGCAUGAACUAGGCCCAGCAGAGAGGUUUCUCAAAGUGUUGAUUGAGAUUCCAUUCGCUUUCAAACGUCUUGAAUGUCUGUUGUUCAUGCAUAACCUUCAAGAAGAUUUCUCAAGCAUUAAGGAAUCCUUUGCCACGUUAGAGGUGGCUAGCAACGAUCUGAGAAAAAGCAGGCUAUUCCUGAAACUCCUAGAAGCAGUUCUGAAAACCGGCAACCGUAUGAAUGACGGAACCUACCGCGGCCGUGCGCAAGCAUUCAGGCUCGACACCCUCCUCAAACUCUCCGACGUCAAGGGAACAGACGGCAAGACCACGCUCCUGCACUUCGUCGUCGAGGAGAUCAUCCGCUCCGAGGGAAUCCGCGCCGCGCGCAACGAAAGAGCCAGCCGGAGCAUCUCUAGCGUCAACACCAGCGACGAAUCUGACGAGGGCGAGGAGUCCGAGGAGCACUACCGCAGCGUCGGCCUCCAGGUGGUGUCGAGCCUCGGUGCGGAACUCGAGGCUGUGAAGAAGGCGGCGCUGAUAGACGGCGACGCGCUCACCACGACGGUGUCGAAGCUGGGGCACUCGUUGGUGAAGACGCAGAAUUUUCUUGACACGGACAUGAAGAACAUUGUGGAAGAGAGCGAGUUCCAGAACAGCAUGGAGCAGUUCAUGGUAAACGCGAGGAAGGAGGUGAUGUGGAUGGUGGAGGAGGAGAAGAGGAUAAUGGCGCUGGUUAAGAGCACUGCCGAUUACUUUCACGGCAAUGCCGGGAAGGAUGAAGGUUUGCGUUUGUUCCUAAUCGUACGUGAUUUCUUGAUCAUAUUGGACAAGGUUUGCAAAGAAGUGAGGGACACGACCAUGACGCCGGCGAAGGCUCCCACCACUACCAAGAAGAAGCCUAAGACUCCUACGGCUUCUUCCCCUAACGCGCGUAAUCCAGAUUCGCCAAAGCCAUCCACUAAUCUCCACAGUAAGCUCUUUCCUGCCAUUGCUGGGAGGAGAAUGGAUUACUCUAGCUCUGAUAGCUCCGAUGAUGACGACGACUAACUUCCACUUUCAUAUAUUGAUACGAAUAUGAUCUAAACUCAUCAAAAUGGCACCAGUUGAAGGAUUUGUCGGUCUUUUUUUAUAUAUUGUGGUGUUGUUUUGUAAAUUGAGCGAUAGAAAAGGGGAGGGUUGAUUUAGCUUUGUGGUUUGUGAAUGACUUUGACUACAAAGCCUGUUGUUGUACUGCUUCAUCUCAUGCAAAGUUCAGGAAACAAAGCAUUGUUAACGGGUUUCUUGUGUGCUGUAAGCUGCCUCUGAUUAUCUGAAGGGACAUGUGUAUUGAUUAUCGUAGCAUUUCAGUGUGGACUCUUGAUCAAUGCUUAGUAUGGUUUUGUUCUUCGAAGUUCUAAUGUUUUUCUUGUCUAACCUUUUACAUUGAAACCAAACAAGACUAGGAGAAUGAAGUUCUGG
Molecule: messenger RNA, 3754 nt
Organism: Vigna angularis (adzuki bean)
Lineage: Eukaryota; Viridiplantae; Streptophyta; Magnoliopsida; Fabales; Fabaceae
Product: formin-like protein 3
Exons: 6
Coding region: 575-3343 (922 amino acids)
Biological process (GO): actin nucleation; actin cytoskeleton organization
Molecular function (GO): actin filament binding
Source: RefSeq, a predicted model, not a curated record